Messenger RNA from Amphibalanus amphitrite, 1913 nucleotides. Its product is annotated as isobutyryl-CoA dehydrogenase, mitochondrial-like. Lineage: Eukaryota; Metazoa; Arthropoda; Thecostraca; Balanomorpha; Balanidae. The record is from RefSeq and is a predicted model, not a curated record. Bases 130 to 1380 code for a protein of 416 amino acids. The transcript has 9 exons. Gene Ontology annotation, biological process: lipid metabolic process. Gene Ontology annotation, molecular function: acyl-CoA dehydrogenase activity; flavin adenine dinucleotide binding.
AAACGCUCUAAUUUCAAAAAAAUUAUUUUGACAAAAAUCUUGGCAAAAUAUCAAGGAGAUGUUUUAAUUCUGUUCUCGGUUUUCAAUGAAAAAUGUUGUUUUCUUAUUCAAUUUAUUCUUGAUAAAAACAUGGCGGCGCGCAUAGCUACGUCGGCUUGCGGUCAAUUAUUUCGGUCAAAAUGCGCUCAAAAUGUUAUUUUCCGUCCUCAGAGAUGCCUGUCUAGUGUAACAUCGUUAGACGCAUCAUCAGGUCUGACAGAAGAGCAACAACAAAUUCAGAAGGUGGCAUUUGAUUUUGCCAAAAAUGAAAUGGCACCAAAAAUGGCGGAAUGGGAUCAGCAGGAGAUAUUUCCGGUGGACACGAUGCGUCGGGCCGCCGAGCUCGGCUUCGGGGCCAUCUACGCCCGUGAGGAGUAUGGCGGUACCGGACUGACGCGUCUGGACGCAGCCAUCGUGUUCGAGGCGCUGUCGCAGGGCUGCGUCACCACCACCGCCUACAUCAGCAUACACAACAUGUGCGCCUGGAUGGUGGACGAGUUUGCCAGUGCCGAGCUGCGCGCCGCCUGGCUGCCUCGGCUGGCCACCAUGGAGCGACUGGCCUCCUACUGUCUGACGGAGCCCGGCGCCGGCUCCGACGCCGGCUCUCUGACCACCAGCGCCAGACGUGACGGAGAGCACUUCGUGCUCAACGGCUCCAAGGCGUUUAUCAGCGGCGGCGGCGAGACGGACGUGUACGUGGUCAUGUGCCGGACGGGCCAGCCGGGUCCGCGCGGCGUCAGCUGCCUGCUGGUCGAAAACGGCACGCCCGGGCUCAGUUUCGGCAAGAAGGAGCGUAAGAUGGGCUGGAACGCGCAGCCGACGCGCGCCGUCAUCUUCGAGGACUGCCGCGUGCCGGUGACGAACCUGGUGGGCGCCGAGGGGCAGGGAUUCUCCAUCGCCAUGAAGGGCCUCAACGGCGGCCGCAUCAACAUCGCGUCCUGCUCGUUGGGCGCGGCCCAGGCCAGUCUGGAGCUGGCCCGCGACCACGUGCUCGUCAGGAAGCAGUUCGGCCAGCGGCUCGCCGAUAUGCAGCACACGCAGUUCUCACUGGCGCGCGCCGCCACUGAUCUGGUGGCCGCUCGGAUGAUGGUGCGUAACGCGGCGGCGGCGCUGCAGACCAACCACCCGGAUACCGUGGCGCUCUGCUCCAUGGCCAAACUGUUCGCCACCGACCGCUGCUUCGAGAUCGUCAACUCUGCGCUGCAGCUGUUCGGCGGCUACGGCUACCUCAAGGACUACAGCGUCGAGCAGUACCUGCGGGACAUCCGGGUGCACCAGAUCCUCGAGGGUACCAACCAGGUGAUGCAGCUGCUGAUCGCCCGGCGCGUCCUCGGCGAGUGACCGACACCAGAGGUCACCAGAGGUCAGCAGGGGUCAGCGGAUGUCGCCGGAGGUCAUAGCAGUCAAGGAAGGCCAUCGGGUGUUGACACGAGCUGGAAGUUAGAGGAAUUCAAGGACGGCGGCAGCUGCGAGUACCGGGAUGCACGUUAGCCGGCCGCAGGUCGAUUGGUUGUGAAAUGUCCCUCGGUGAAGGUUAGAUAUGUGUCGUGAUAGCAGCUCCGAUGGCUGCGGUGUGAGCAGGUAGGAGUGGACGGGGCCGGCCUCAGAGGCAGACCAUGACCACUGCGAGGGUACAGGUCGGUCAGCCACGGAAGAGGACGGAAGUGAAGCGCCUGCAACUGGGCGCUGAUAUGUGCAAUAUUGACGAUACUCCGGCUCCAUGCUACUGAGCUGUGGAUAUGUGAAGUAGUGUUUUUUUUUUUUUAGUAGGUAUGUUUGACAGGAGGAUGCUAGUUUUGGUGAUGUAUUUGUAGAUGUGCUAUUUUCAUCACUUUUGAACAACUGGUAUCGAAAUAAAGAUGACUUAUCAUGCA